GUCGCUGACUUGGGUGUGACAAGGCGGUGGGCAAGCUCAGUGGGGCUCAGGUGCUUUCACUGGACCGGCGGGAGGCGCAUCAGGGCUACCUGCAGCACAAACACGAACGAACGGAGGGCCUGCGUCGAGCUUUGCGCAAGCAAUGGGGAAUUCGCAGCCACAGACGCCGCUCAACCUUGAGGAGUUUCCGUCGUUGUCUGGCGCCCCUCAAGCACAACAAAACACGACCGCGCAGCAGUUGUGGGCGAACCCUACCCUCCGAACCACCCCGCACACGACCAUCCAGCGUCCGCAAGGGCAAACGCCACAGCAAGGGCAGCAAGGACAGAUACCCAACCAACAACUGCAAGGCCUCAGCAACGAAGAUUCACCGCAAGGUCAGUUCGGUGGUGCUGGUGACGACUACCGCUUUGGUGGGCAAGGAGGCGUUGGCCAGCUGUCUGGUGGUGUGCAACCGCAGACCGGCAACAUUGAAGAAUUUCCGCCGUUAGGGAACAAUACUGCGGGAGAGAUCGGGCCUGAUCGACGGGCAGGUCUGAUCCAGAAUGCAGCUGCGUUCGGUGCGACCCCAGGCGCGAGCGCUUUCCCAGGGCUAGGGCAGACACGAAACGGCCUAACGAGUCCGACCGAGAGCCAGGGCAACCGAUCUUCGAAUGCUGCCGUGGGCGGAAGUCUUGCAGGUGGUACAUCAAGAACACCGUUUGAAGGCAUGCGUGCGACACAGACGAACCAGCAGGAGGUGUGUACACCAGCCCAUCCUGGUGAUGUAUCUAAUGACGAGCAGGGUGGUCCGCGGACAGGGCUGGCGCCGGGGAACCUGUCAUUUCUCGGACGCAGUGGCGGUGAUGCCACACCGGCAGGGCAACGGCCCCAGCAAUUCGAGUCAGGCUUCGGUGCAGACAGCGUUGCCUCGCCGGACACACAAACAACGCUUCACAAGAAGCUCGCGGAGAUGACAGAUCAGGAGCGCUACGGCCUGCCAGGCUUGCUAUCCAUGAUUCCCCUCGAGAGCCCAGACUACUCUUCGCUCGCCAUGGGGCAAGACCUGACGGUCUUGGGACUGGAUCUGAGCCGGCCAGAUAAUUCGCCUCUACAUCCGACGUUCGGAUCGCCCUUCGUCGAAGCCAACGCCAAGCCUGUAAUACCGCCUGACUUCACACUUCCAGCGGCAUACACCGUCACGAACGUACCACCACUACACUCAAAGAUGACCAGCUUCUCUGCCGAGACAUUACUAGCUAUCUUCUAUCAGCACCCUCGAGAUAUAUUGCAGGAGAUUGCCGCGGCCGAGCUCUAUAACAGGGAUUGGAGGUGGCAUAUUCAGCUCAAGCAGUGGAUGAUGAAGGACCCCGAUCUACCGGCGCCGAUAAGGUUGUCGCCCAAGGAGGAGCGUGGAUGGUACCUAUUCUUCGAUGUCACCAACUGGAGACGUGAGCGCGUAAGUAUCUGCGGCACCAAUCACCAAACUCAGGCUAACUAAUUUGCAGAGGGAGUUUGAGCUCAACUACGACCAUCUAGAUCAGCGUCAUGGCAGCCCUGGCAUGACUGGAGCUAUGUAGGAAGA
Molecule: messenger RNA, 1564 nt
Organism: Didymella exigua CBS 183.55
Lineage: Eukaryota; Fungi; Ascomycota; Dothideomycetes; Pleosporales; Didymellaceae
Exons: 3
Coding region: 143-1480 (445 amino acids)
Biological process (GO): regulation of DNA-templated transcription; nuclear-transcribed mRNA poly(A) tail shortening
Cellular component (GO): P-body; CCR4-NOT core complex
Source: RefSeq, a predicted model, not a curated record